This is a messenger RNA of Meloidogyne enterolobii, 1777 nucleotides long. The record is from the annotation of a GenBank genome assembly. Lineage: Eukaryota; Metazoa; Nematoda; Chromadorea; Rhabditida; Meloidogynidae.
UUUAUGGACGAGAAAAAUUUUUUGUCAUCAACACAAACAACUAAUAAUUAUUUUAAAAAAUUUCUAGGCAAUCUUAACGAACUUCGAAAUAACUGUUUGCUUUGUGAUGUCGAAAUUGAGUGCCAGGAGAAAGUAAUUUUUGCCCAUAGAGUUAUUUUGGCGGCUUCUAUCGAAUAUUUUCGCGGACUUUUUAAUUCAGGGAUGGCUGAUGCCGGUGAAAAGCGAAUUGUUCUUAAGGAAAUUACUUUCAUUGGUCUAAAACAAAUUGUGGACUUUGCAUAUACAUAUGAAUCUUAUAUUGAUGAAAAUAAUGUUCGGCAAUCAUUACAGGCUGCUAAUUAUUUAGGAAUAAAUUCAGUCAAAGAAGCUUGUGAAACUUUUUUAACUUCUCGAAUUAAUGUUGGUAAUUGUAUUGAAUUGUAUGAACUUGCAGAUCAAUAUAAUUGUUUAAAAUUGUUUGAUUCUAUUUAUAUAUUCAUUUUGGAACAUUUUUUGGAAUUUUCUAAACUCCCUCAAUUUCUCUCACUCAAUUCAAUUACAUUAUUAGAACGUUUAACUUCAAGCGAUGAAUUGUUUAUACCUGAUGAAUAUUUUCUUUUUGAAUUUUUAAUUAAUUGGGUUAAACAAAAUGAAGAAGAAAGGCUUAUUUAUUUGCCAAAACUUUUAAAAAAUAUUCGUUUCUUUCAAAUUCCAACAAAUAAAUUUUUAAAUAAUGUUCUGCCAAAUACAUUAAUUAAUAAAUGCCCAGAAGCUUUGACUUUUGUUAGAUCUCAAACUGAAGCUAUUUUGGGAAAAAUUGUUGGAAAUGAUUUUUUUGGGAAUAUUGAUGGAGGUGUCAUUUUUUGUGUUGGUGGACGUGGUUCACGUUUGGAUCCAUUUAAGUCUGUUGAAGUUUUUGAUUGGUUACACAAUUGUUGGCAUCAGAUUUGUGAACUUAAAAUUGGGAGAAGACACGUUGGUGUUAUUUGUGUUGGUUCUAGAAUUUAUGCAAUUGGUGGACAUGAUGGAACUGAACAUUUAAGUUCUGUCGAAUGUUUAGAUGUUAAAGAAGAAUCUUGGAGGGAUGUUGCCCCAAUGAAUGUUAGAAGACGGGGAAUGGCUGUUGGGGCUUUGGGUGGUGCAAUAUAUGCCGUCGGAGGGUUAGAUGACCAGAAUUGUUACAGGGCUGUUGAACGAUACGACAUACAAGAAAACGUAUGGGUGCAGGUUGCUGAUAUGACCACGCCUAGAGGCGGUGUUGCUGUUGCUGCUUAUGAAGGAAAACUUUAUGCAAUUGGUGGAAAUAGUGGAACCCAUUCAUUGGAAACAUGUGAAAAAUACGAUCCAAUAUUAAAUAAAUGGACAUCAAUUGCUCCAAUGAAAAAUAGAAGAGCUGGGUCUGGAGUUGCCAUUAUUGGACCUUAUUUAUAUGUUAUUGGAGGAUUUGAUGAUGACUCCCCUUUAAGCACCUGUGAACGUUAUAGUUUUGCAGAAAAUAUUUGGAAAGAAAUCGAACCACUUUCCUGUGCUAGAGGAGGUGUUGGAGUAACAGCAAUGGGUGGACGUAUAUUUGCUAUAGGUGGACAUGACAGUCAUAAUUAUUUAAACACUGUUGAAGCAUAUGAUCCUUUAUCUGAAGGAAACGAAAAUAAAUGGACAGAAAUUGCUUCUAUUAGUCAAAGAAGGGCUGGUGCGGGUGUCGCUUGGUCGCCUUGCAGUAUUAAAGAAAUUUCUUUCUCUGAUGAAGCUUGUGAUUUAUAAAAUUAUUUUUACUUUUUUUUGCAUUUUAAUAUCUUGU